Messenger RNA from Pan troglodytes (chimpanzee), 2152 nucleotides. It is a transcript of the gene CRACR2B, whose product is annotated as calcium release activated channel regulator 2B. The transcript has 8 exons. Bases 139 to 2004 code for a protein of 621 amino acids. Gene Ontology annotation, cellular component: trans-Golgi network membrane. The record is from RefSeq and is a predicted model, not a curated record. Lineage: Eukaryota; Metazoa; Chordata; Mammalia; Primates; Hominidae. Gene Ontology annotation, molecular function: calcium ion binding.
GCCGCCGUGGCCCGCGCCAAACCUGAGCGUCUCGGUCGGGAACUCCGGUUACCCCCUCGGGGCGCAAGGUGGCAGGGCACCUGAAGGCCAGGCUGAGGCCCCCUGCUCUCAUGGCCAGCCCUGGAAAGCCUGGGGCUGAUGAGGCCCAGGAGGAGGAGGGGGAACUCGAGGGGGGCUCUGCAGGGCCGCGGGCUGCAAUACUGGAGCAGGCUGAGGAGCUGUUUCUGCUGUGUGACAAGGAGGCUAAGGGCUUCAUCACCAAGCACGACCUGCAGGGUCUCCAGAGCGACCUGCCCCUCACGCCAGAGCAGCUGGAGGCUGUGUUUGAAAGUCUGGACCAGGCUCACACUGGCUUCCUCACCGCCAGGGAGUUCUGCCUGGGCCUGGGUGAGCCUGUGGCCUGCCUAUCCCCCACUGCCCAGAGCUGGAGGCCUGAUCAGGAGGCCUGGCACUUGUGGCGCCCUGAGGGCUGCCGGUGCCUCUCGUCCUCCUCCCUCCAGGGCCCGUGCUUUGUCUGCACGCACUCGCGCAUGGGGGCUCCUAGCUGCGGUGGAGUGUGUGGAGCUGACCUUCCUGGCCCCCAGCUCCUCUCCUGUGCUAAGCUCCGGGAUGUUUGUGGGGGUGGCGUCAGCCCAGGGAGCGAACCCCUGCAGGACUCCCGAGGAGACCUUUGAGUCGGGCGGGCUCGACGUGCAGGGCACGGCGGGCUCUCUGGAUGAGGAGGAGGAAGAGGAGGAGCGAUUCCACACUGUGCUGGAGCAGCUGGGGGUGGCCCCGGUCCUGGGCGAGCAGCGGGCUGUGAGGACGCUCUGGGCCAGGCUGCAGCGCGAGCGCCCCGAGCUGCUGAGCUCUUUCGAGGAUGUUCUGAUACGCGCGUCGGCCUGCCUGGAGGAGGCGGCCCGGGAGCGCGACGGCCUGGAGCAGGCGCUGCGGAGGCGCGAGAGCGAGCACGAGAGGGAGGUGCGCGCUCUGUACGAGGAGACGGAGCAGCUUCGGGAGCAGAGCCGGCGCCCGCCGAGUCAGGUGGGCCUCGGGCCCCGCCCCUCCCGCCAGGCCCAAUCCCACCUCGCUGGCCUCCCUGGCUCCGCCUUCUCUGAAUUAAUCCCUCCCCGACGGCCCCACCUCCGCGGGUCCAGGCUGCCCUCAGCCCGAGGAGAUCCCACUGGGCCUCACGUAUCACCCCCGUCCGGUCUUCUCCACCCGACCCCGCUCCGCCCUGGCCCACUCCCAGCCCCUGGCCCUCCGUGUACCUCUUUUGCAUGGCCGAGUGGCCGGCGGAGGCUCAGUGGUCCUCCGUGCGUCCCAGAACUUCGCCCGCGGGGAGCGGAGAAGCCGUCUGGAGCUGGAGCUGCAGAGCCGCGAGCAGGACCUGGAACGCGCGUGCCUGCGGCAGCGGGAGUUAGAGCAGCAGCUGCACGCCCAGGCUGCGGAGCACCUGGAGGCACAGGCCCAGAACUCCCAGCUGUGGCGGGCGCACGAGGCGCUGCGAACGCAGCUGGAGGGGGCGCAGGAGCAGAUCCGCAGGCUGGAGAGCGAAGCACGAGGCCGCCAGGAGCAAACCCAACGGUGCCGUGGGACGGGGCUGGGCGGGCCCCGGUGCGUGUCCCGGGGGCGGGGCCGACGGGCGCUCAGGUCUGGGCCACUUUCAUCCCCAUCUCAAGUCCCGGGCCCGCCCCGUGGGAGGGAGGAUCUUCUAGGGGGUCCUGGGGCUCCCCAAGGAGCCUUCCUGCAGCCGGGUCACCACCUCCCAUCCACAGAGACGUGGUCGCCGUCUCCAGGAACAUGCAGAAAGAGAAAGUCAGCCUGCUACGGCAACUGGAGCUGCUCAGGGAGCUGAAUACACGGCUGCGGGAUGACAGGGACACCUGCGAGGCCAGGCGGGCGGGCAGCAGCUGCAGGAAGGCUCUGACAACAGCCCGCCUGCCUGGGCCCACCUGCUGCUGCUGCUGUUGCUGGGCUCGGCCCCCCAGACGCGGCUCUGGCCACCUUCCCAGUGCCCGGUGACCAGCCCCGAGUGACUCACGGAGCAUGAGCUAGAAGCUGCCCUUGCAGGAGGCUUGUCAUGGGUCGGGGGUGCCCACUCAGGAUGCAGGCUCUCCCCAGGGGGCCCCAGGCUCGCCUGACUGAAGACAUGAAGGACCUAGCCUAGGAG